This is a messenger RNA of Plutella xylostella (diamondback moth), 2140 nucleotides long. RefSeq lists its product as uncharacterized. Gene Ontology annotation, biological process: regulation of DNA-templated transcription. Gene Ontology annotation, molecular function: DNA-binding transcription factor activity, RNA polymerase II-specific; zinc ion binding; RNA polymerase II cis-regulatory region sequence-specific DNA binding. NCBI's taxonomy places the organism in Eukaryota, Metazoa, Arthropoda, Insecta, Lepidoptera, Plutellidae. Gene Ontology annotation, cellular component: nucleus. The record is from RefSeq and is a predicted model, not a curated record.
CAAUCAAAGAAAAUCCAGAGGCAUGACGGCCAUUUUAUUUUAUUGAAAAUUUGGAACGCAUUCGCUUACAUAAAUGUAAAGUGAACGCAUCUAAAAAAGUUUUGAAGUUUGUUAUUAUUUAUCAAUGUUUUCCCAAGUGUUUUUAAACAUUUAAUUAUGGAGAAAAUGCUGUCUGAAUCUGAAACUCAAGGUCCAAAUAUGGUCAAUUUGCAUUUGAAAAAUGUCGUUGAGGGCUUAGUAAAUGGCUCACUAUCACAGAAACUGUGUAGGAUUUGUUUAUCUCCUCUGGAUGAUCAAUGUGAAAAUGUAUUUACCAAAAUAUGCAAAGCAAACAAGGAAUACAGCAUAGCCUGUGUGCUAGAUCAGGUUUGCAACAUUAAGCUUCUAGAGGCUGACAACUUCUGUGUGUGCUCUGACUGCUUCAUCAGUGCCUCUUCAGCAUACAAGUUCUACUUAAAUUGCAGAAGAACAGAGGAAAUUCUCGAUUUUUAUGUUAACGAAUUGGAAAAUAAUGUGCAAUCCUUAGAAUGUGUUCAAUUAGAUGACAUUGGCCCUGUUUGCAUAACUUUACCCACUAUAAGUGAUGGCUUAAACAGUUUCGACUAUGAUUUAGAGGGCUUGUCAAUAGAUAAAAGUAAAGAUUUUGAGAUAUACAUAGAAAAUGACAAACAUGUUGCAACCAAGCAGGAGACCCAUGAAUCUGAAGAAGAAGGAAAUAUGUCUGAAAGCUCAUUUAUGAAUAGCAUUCCUGAAAACAAUGAUAUUACUGAAGCCACAGCUGAUGAACAAGAUAACGUUGAUGAAAAUGACAAAGAUGUAAUCAUCAUACUUGAGGAAGGCAAACCUAAAUUUUACAACACGGCAGAUGAUGGCACUCUCAUAGAAAUAAAGAAAGAACAGGAAGACAACUACAAAUCAGUAUUUCAGGAGUACGUUGAACAAAAUGGUGGUACAAUCAAUGUAAAGAAAGUUCGUAAGAAGAGGUCUCCGAUGUUGUAUCAGAAGUGUAGUCAGUGUCCCGUCAGGUACCGGUUCACAACAAAGCUAAGGGACCACAUGAAGACAGAUCACAAUAUUGACCUCUACAUCUGUAAGAUAUGCAAGUUCAACACAGAAGACCAAUCGGGAUACCGGACGCACCUGCUGAUGCAUACCAAUGUCUACAUCUGUGACACCUGCGGAGUCAGCUUCAAGAAGCGAGACACCAUCAUAGCACAUCUGCAGCGGCACCGGACUUGCAACCAUUUUAAUAGAACAGAUGGCGCGCAAAUCUGCGAAGUCUGCGGGCAGAUCUUACUCAGCGAUACCCAGCAAGAGCACUACGACAAAGCCCACGAGAAAAAAUACACAUGCUACUACUGCGGCCGCAGCUAUAAGGGCGGGGGCAGCUUCGAGGCGCACAUCAGGAAGCAUGAGGAACAUAGCGCGAAUGAUAAAUACCCCUGCGACCAGUGUGAAACGGUUUGCAAGACGCGGGUGGCUCUUCAGAACCACAUAGAGACAUUACACAAGUUCGCAACCAAAUCGCACAAGUGUAGUCAGUGUGACAAGACCUUUAGGACUGCGGAGCUGCUGAGCUCGCACGAAAAGACGCAUGGCACGGAUUUCGUUUGUCAGACGUGCAAUCGUUCGUUUGUGGAUGCGCGCGCGCUGUUGUGGCACCAGCGACUGCAUAACAACGAGAGGCCGUACCCUUGUGGCAUCUGCCCUCGAGCCUUCGUGUCGGCCAACCGGCGCAACUGCCACGCUCUUUGUGCACACACAGAACCCACGAGGCGGUGUCCACUCUGUCCUGCGCUCUUCCAUCUGCGGUCUAUGGUCAACUCGCACAUUAAGAAGGUGCACCUAAACGCCCACAAGCGUCGCAACAGAAGCACCACCAAAUACCAAGACGUCUACUGGAAAACUGAACCAGUACCAAUACAAGAACUGAGCAUUUCCAUACAGAACGACCUGUUAGAACUACAGGCGGGGAAUAAACUUACUAGUACGUCUUCUUAGCGUGUUUAUGACAACUAGAGAUGGUGUUUGUCACCGUGGUGACAGGAUCAGUCAGUCAGAAUAGCAUAACCUAACCAACAUUUAAAACCCCCGACAUUCAACACUAAAAGUCAUAUAACUUAUGAAUGGCUAAGCCGAU